GAGAGACGCGUUAGGAGACACGCGCUGUUACAGCACCCUGACGCGCACAGUCGCAUUCACCAACACACACACACACACACACACACACGCUGUCUCUCUCUCUCUCUCUAUAUAUAUAUAUAUAUAUACCCCGAGGCAACACUAUCUCUCUGCCACACACACACACACACUGUGGAAUAGUGAACAUGCACGGACGGGACGGAUAAUCAGACUGGACCCCGCGCUUCACCUUCACCUUGUGGAUAACCUGGAGACCUGAACGCGCCUUUAGCGCACGGAAGGAGAGCGGCGACGCGCACAGGAAUAUACUCCCUUCUUCACCUUGUACUUUUAUCUGCUUUAUUUAAAAAAAAAAAAAAAAACUGAUAUUUUUACAAUUUUUGAAGCCUUCUUCCUUCCACUUUGGAAUAGGAGCUUUUGGUAUUUUUGGUGUGUUUUUUUUUGGGGGGGGUAGGAGAGAGAGAUAUAUUUAUUUAUUUAUAUAUCCCUGCGGGUGUCCCAGCUGCCCCGCCACAGCAUUUUUUUUGGGGCAAAAUAUAAAGGAUGGCAGCUUGGUUCACUUUUCUGAUCCCAUGCUUCAGUGCGCUCCUAACGCAGAUAUCCGGAUCUGGUGUUUUCGAGCUCGAGCUUUACGAGUUCAAGAAUUUUAAAGGUCUGCUGGCGAGCGGAACCUCAUGCAGGCCGGAUUGCAGGACUUUUUUCCGCGUUUGCCUCAAGAACUACCAGGUGUCCGUAACUCCAGGGAACUGCGUCUUCGGCAGUGCUGUCACCCCAGUGCUGGGAUCCAAUUCGUUCAGGACGGAAGGAGGACACUUGAGCACACCCAUACGCCUGCCUAUCAUUGGAUGGCCGGGAUCAUUUUCUUUGAUUAUUGAGGCCUGGUAUUCACCCUUGGAGGAUCCACCUGUAGACUUAAACAACCCCGACUUACAGAUUAGUUCUUUUGCCAUCCAAAGACAGCUGGAAGUAGGGGCUGAGUGGUCUCAGGAUGUCCAAAGCAGUCAGCAGACGGAGCUAAGGUAUUCUUACCGGUUCAUCUGCAAUGAAAAUUACUACGGAGACACUUGUUCCAAAAUAUGCACGCCCAGGGACGACCGUUUUGGCCACUACACCUGCAACCCAGACGGGCAGUUGUCCUGUCUCCCUGGCUGGAAGGGGAGAUACUGCGAAGAACCGAUCUGCCUUAAAGGCUGCAGCGAAGCUAACGGCAACUGCUCCAGCCCCGGAGAGUGUGUGUGCCGGGAGGGCUGGCAGGGAAUGUUCUGCACCGAGUGUAAGAAACAUCCCGUGUGUAAGCACGGUACAUGCAACAAGCCGGGAGAGUGUCACUGUAAAGAAGGAUGGGGAGGACUCUUCUGUGACCAAGAUCUGAACUUCUGCACCCACCACAAGCCGUGCAUGAACGGAGCCACGUGCACCAACACCGGACAGGGCAGCUACACGUGCACGUGCAGGCCGGGCUACACCGGGGUCAACUGCGAGCUGGAGGUGCGUCACUGCGACAGCAACCCGUGCAGAAACCGAGGACACUGCGUGGAGCUGGAUAAUGGUUACACGUGCACGUGUAUGCCGGGGUUCGAGGGCACAUAUUGUGAGCAGAGCCUCCUGACCUGCGCGGACAUGCCCUGCUUUCAUGGAGGCAAGUGCCAUGAGCGGGACAACGGACGAAGCUAUUCGUGCGACUGUCCUAAAGGAUUUACAGGAUUCAACUGUGAGAAGAGGGUGGACAAGUGUACGACUCUGCCUUGCGCUAAUGGUGGCGCGUGUGUGAUCCAGGCUGGCGGCCGUAAGUGCAGCUGUACUGCAGGAUUUACAGGGCAGCGCUGCGAGAUCAACGUUAACGAGUGCUCCUCGAACCCCUGCGCUAAUGGCGGCACCUGUCACGACGCCGUCAACGGCUACACCUGCUCGUGUGCUCCGGGGUACUCCGGGCGGAACUGCGAUCUCCACAGCGCCACCUGCUCCUCUCAGAACCUCUGCCAGAACGGAGGAACGUGCACCAGCGUCCCAGACGGCCCCCCUGUCUGUCUGUGUCCCAGAGGCUUCACAGGGCCGCGCUGCGACUAUUUCGCCGUCACGCUUCCCAUGCUCCCGAACACCAAGGACACACGGGACGACUUCCAGUGGGCCGCCGUGUCCCUGGGCAUCGGAUUGGUGGCUCUUCUUGUGUUGGUGUGCAUGGUGGCAAUCGCUUUGCGCCACAUCCACAGGCAGUCUGCUGCAGAAAGGACUCAGGACGCCAUGAACAAUCAGUCGGAUACGCAGAGGGACAACCUGAUCCCGACGUCGCAGCUCAAGAACACCAACAAGAAGGUGGACUUGGAGGUGGACUGCGGGCAGGAGAAAUCGAAUUAUAUCCUCAAGAACUACCAUUUGGACUACAACUCGUCUAAAGAGUUUAAGGACGGACAGACGCAAGAGGAUAAAAGUCACAAGUAUGAAAAGUGUUUAGAAGACAAAAUACCGUUGAGUAGAAUGUACAGUGAAAAGCCGGAGUGUAGGAUAUCAACGAUAUGCUCCCCAAGAGACUCCAUGUACCAGUCUGUGUUUGUAAUAGCGGAGGAGAGAAGUGAAUGCGUCAUAGCAACUGAGGUAUAAAAAACGACACAACAGGAGGAUAAAGAUGGAAGAUGCAAGAAGGAGAAAAAACACAAUCAAAGCAGAAUUUUUCUGGAUUGUUUACAACAAAAUAAAAAGAACUGAAAGACUGGAGAUGAAUUUUUUUUUUUUUUUGUGAUGUCCACUGCUGCUCUGAGAAACUUGAGGACGCAAUAGUGUAUGAAGUUUGCUUUUUUCGUGUACAGACGUGUACAGUCCUGGACUCCUACGGUAUGGUUUCAUGGUUUCUAAGGCUUUUUUUUCCCUCUCGAGCUUGUAAUGAAGAAGAAGGAGGGAAAAAAGCAGGACUUACACUGACUGCACUGCAGGAGGACCAGAGGGGGAGAAAAAUGUCUUUGGCACAGAGACGUGGCCCCCUCCCAACAUCGAGCGAGCGAGCGAGCGAGUGAGCGAGCGUAAGCGCUCUCUCUCUUUUUCUCUCUCUCUCUCUCUCUCUCUCUCACGAUCGUGUGGUAAUCAGACACGUCAUCUGCCAACUAAUCACUACGAAGGUGCCAGGGACUUCCAAACCUUCACGCCAGCAUCGUUGCCCGCUAUGCAAAAAAAAAAAAGAAAAAAAAAUAGAAAA
Molecule: messenger RNA, 3187 nt
Organism: Clarias gariepinus (North African catfish)
Lineage: Eukaryota; Metazoa; Chordata; Actinopteri; Siluriformes; Clariidae
Gene: dll4
Product: delta-like 4 (Drosophila)
Exons: 11
Coding region: 544-2598 (684 amino acids)
Biological process (GO): cell communication; multicellular organism development; Notch signaling pathway
Cellular component (GO): membrane
Molecular function (GO): calcium ion binding
Source: RefSeq, a predicted model, not a curated record